This is a messenger RNA of Canariomyces notabilis, 1425 nucleotides long. RefSeq lists its product as uncharacterized. The transcript has 3 exons. The record is from RefSeq and is a predicted model, not a curated record. NCBI's taxonomy places the organism in Eukaryota, Fungi, Ascomycota, Sordariomycetes, Sordariales, Chaetomiaceae. Bases 1 to 1425 code for a protein of 474 amino acids.
AUGGGCGACAAGAGGUUAUUGCUGCCACGGCCUAAUCGGAGGAGGGCAAACCGCCGGCUAAGACAGAUCACGCUCCUCCUAGGAUUCUGUCUAGGGAUUUACUGCCUAGUGUUCGUCUCAAGGACGCCAUCCUCGUCAUCAUCAUCCGGGUCCAACGCCGGGCAAGCACGGUCGUCGUCGGUGACAUCCUCUAAGCAGCAACAACACCGGCAACCGCCAACACCACCACCACCAGAGGUGCUCAACAAUCUGUCGCUUAGCGAAGAGCAGUGCAAGGCCACAUUCCCCGGCUUGACAAAGGAGAUUGACGAUGCCGUGGCCGAGGGCCCUUUCCAGGUGAAGCAGACGGGCGAUCUGGGCCCUCUUCAAGGGAGGAUCAAGGACGGACAGAUAUACAUAAUACACGCGCAGCGCAGAUCAGAUCUCUCGCAAGAAAUGUUGAACUCACGCACCGCAGCGCUGCACCAACUCCACCGGGCGCUGCUCACCUCGCCCGAGCCGAUCCCCGACACCAUCUUCACGCUCAACUUCCAGGACCAGCCGUUCGGGACAGCCUGGACGUACAGCCGCCCCGCCGACCCGUCCUUCCGGCCCACAGACCCCAACGCGCGGUCCUUUCUCAUGCCGCACUUCUCCUUUUGGGCGUGGAACCUGCCCUUUAUCGGCUCCAUGGGUCGGGCGGCGGCGGCCAUUACGGAUCUGGAGCGCGGGGUUCCCUGGAACAAGAAAAUUCCCAAGGCCGUCUGGCGAGGCACGACGUGGUUCAACAGCGUGCAGAGCCCGCGGCUGCGGCAGAACCUGGUCAAGGCAGCUCGAGGAAAACCGUGGGCCGACGUGGAGCCACUCGAGUGGACGGGAGGAAACGGCAACAACCACAACGCGAGCAACGCGCUGCCGAUCGAGGAGUUUUGCCGAUACAAGUAUGUCGUGCACACCGAGGGCAUCGCCUACAGCGGCCGGUUCCAGUUCCUGCAAAUGUGCGCCAGCGUGGUGCUCACGCCGCCCAUCCAGUGGCUGCAGCACACGACGCACCUGGUCCGGCCGCUCUUCUCAAGCGACCUCGGCCUGGCGGCCCCCAAGUCGGGCAGCGGCCGCGGCGGCUGGGUCCCCUCGGAAAGGGUCCGCCGGUCCUGGCCGCUGCAUUACAAACCAGAGGAGGCCAACAUUGUGUUUGUCGCACCUGACUGGUCCGAUUUGGGGGAUACCGUGGCAUGGCUAGAGAAGCGUCCGGAUGUGGCCGAGGGCAUCGCGCGGAGACAGAGGGAGCUGUUCCACGGAGGCGGGUAUUUCAGUCCUGCUGCCGAGGCGUGCUACUGGCGGGCUAUGGUGAGGGGUUGGGCCAAGAUGGCGAGGACUGAAGGCCAGGGGUGGGAGGAAACUGAAGGGGUGACAUUUGAGGCGUUCAGUCUGACGAAUGGCGGUUGA